CACAGAGGUGUGGAAACAGAACGGAACAUCGGCAGGAAAGACGCGCACACGUGGAGAGAGAAACGGGGCUCUUCGGUUUGGGAGAAUAUGAAAAUACCGCAAAAAUCCUAACGAGCGAUCGGUUGAUGUCUUCAGGGGGGGGACAAUGCUCCUCGGGGCAGCCAGAUAGGUGACGGAAAAGACGCGUCUUUUGCCUCCCCCAAAAAAAAACGAUCCGCGGAAAGUGGGCGCGCGGGGGAGAAGGGUCAUGGAAACCCUUUGGGGGAUGAUGAGGAGAAGGAGGAAGGGGACGCUGGCGCUGCGAUGGAAGUUGCUGAGGAACUCUUUGCUGCUUUGUUUACUCGCCGGCGGCAGUGAAGCCCGGUGUGACGGCUGCAUGGAGUACUGCUGUGGCGGAUCGCCGCCUUUCUGCUGCUCCUACUACGCCUACGUCGGGGACGUCCUCUCGGGCACGGCCAUCUCCGGCAUCGUGUUCGGCGUGGUGUUUUUGAUGGGGGCGGUGGCGGCCCUCUUCCUGUGCGUGUGCAUGUGCAUGAAGAACGGCCGGGGGGCACGGGUCGGCGUGUUCCGCACCUCAUACAUCAACACCGUGACCCAGAGCUACCCAGGUCCUCCACCUCCAUACACCUACGACCACGAGAUGUACCCCCACCCUCCGCCUUACACCCCAACUCAGCCACGACCGGCCCACUCCUCGCCGCCUCCUCCGUACCCGGGCUGCACCCACAAGUGAAGCUCUGCAGCACGGACAAUCCACCGGCCAGUUUAAAAGGACUUUUCCCAGCCUGCAAUGGUUGCGAGUAGAAGGGGGUGGGGCGGGGGGUUAAAAACAAUUUCAGGGUGGCCCAGUGCAAUAUUGUUCAGCGAGGCAGAAAUCCCAUCUCCGUGCCUGCAAGGUGUGUGAAUGUCCAUUUCUGCUGCGGCCUGGUCCAAAUAAGGACUGCCCAACAACACCAAGACCAGCACGGCGAGGGGCGAACGUCACCCCCCUGAAGGGCAGAAGUCUUUCCAGCAUACACAGUGUGGCUUUUAGGGAAAGGGUCAUACAUUUGAAGCUGUAAUGAAACUUUUCAGGG
Pungitius pungitius (ninespine stickleback) is the source of this 1076-nucleotide messenger RNA. RefSeq names its product cysteine/tyrosine-rich 1 (gene cyyr1). Bases 248 to 733 code for a protein of 161 amino acids. Lineage: Eukaryota; Metazoa; Chordata; Actinopteri; Perciformes; Gasterosteidae. The transcript is spliced from 4 exons. The record is from RefSeq and is a predicted model, not a curated record.